Bombina bombina (fire-bellied toad) is the source of this 3143-nucleotide messenger RNA. RefSeq names its product GTPase activating Rap/RanGAP domain like 3 (gene GARNL3). The transcript is spliced from 28 exons. Gene Ontology annotation, biological process: activation of GTPase activity; regulation of small GTPase mediated signal transduction. NCBI's taxonomy places the organism in Eukaryota, Metazoa, Chordata, Amphibia, Anura, Bombinatoridae. Gene Ontology annotation, molecular function: GTPase activator activity. The record is from RefSeq and is a predicted model, not a curated record. Gene Ontology annotation, cellular component: cytoplasm. The annotation marks the transcript as partial.
AUAAAGCGUUUAUGUUCCAGCUCUGUCUCUGAAGACCUCGGCUGUAGAAGAGGAGAGUUCAGCAGGAAACACUAUGGAUCUGUGGAAUUGCUUAUUUCUAGUGAUGCAGAUGGAGCAAUACAGAGGGCUGGGAGAUUUCGUGUGGAGAACGGCUCUUCAGAUGAGAAUACACACCACAUACCAGGAACGUGGAGAAGAACAGAUGUGCACUUGGAAAACCCUGAGUAUCACACCAGAUGGUACUUCAAGUAUUUUCUAGGAAAAGUUCACCAAAACUACAUUGGAACAGACUCAGAAAAGAACCCAUUCUUUCUGUCUGUGGUUCUGUCUGACCAAAACAAUCAACGUGUGCCCCAAUAUCGCUCAGUUCUAUGGAGAAAAACAGGUACCUUGAAAAUUUGCCUUUCAUACUGCCCCACAAAAACACUGUCAGUGAAAUCUAUCUUAAGUGCCAUGAAUCUUGACAGAUUUGAAAAGAGCCCCAGGGAAAUCCUUAAUCCAGAGAUCCAAAAGGAUCUACUGGUGUUAGAAGAACAAGAGGGCUCUGUUAAUUUUAAGUUUGGAGUUCUUUAUGCCAAAGAUGGCCAGCUAACGGACGAUGAAAUGUUUAGUAACGAAGCUGGGAGUGAAAAUUUCCAAAAGCUGUUAAAUUUGCUGGGAGACACCAUCACCCUGAAAAGCUGGAUAGGUUACAGAGGAGGACUGGACACCAAAAAUGAUACAACAGGAAGUCAUUCUGUGUACACUGUUUACCAGGGGCAUGAGAUCAUGUUUCAUGUUUCAACAAUGCUACCUUACUCUAAAGAAAACAAGCAACAGGUAGAAAGGAAACGCCACAUUGGGAACGACAUUGUCACCAUUGUAUUCCAAGAAGGUGAGGAGUUCUCUCCGUCAUUCAAACCAUCUAUGAUCCGCUCUCACUUUACUCAUAUUUUUGCCUUAGUGAGGUACAACAAACAAAAUGAUAGUUACAGGUUUAAAAUCUUUUCAGAAGAAAGUGUCCCUCUGUUCGGGCCACCUCUCCCGUCCCCUCCUGUUUUUACUGACCACCAAGAAUUCAGGGAUUUUCUUCUAGUAAAAUUAAUAAAUGGGGAGAAAGCCACACUGGAAACUCCAACAUUUGCUCAGAAAAGACAGCGGACUUUGGAUAUGCUCAUUCGUUCCCUGUACCAGGAUCUGAUGCCUGAUUUACAUAAGAACAUGCUGAAUAGAAGAUCACUCAGUGAUGUGUUACCGGAAUCCCCGAGAUCUGCCCGGAAGAAAGAAGAGGCUCGGCAGGCUGAGUUUGUGCGGAUUGGUCAGGCGCUAAAGCUGAAGACCAUUGUACGUGGUGAUGCUCCCACAAGCCUGGCGACAACAGGGCUCUGUAGGAAGGAGCCCUGGGAAUCUCAGUGCUUCUGCAACAAUUUCCCUCAUGAGACGAUCACCGGUGAUUCUUGGGGACAGUCUUUGCUUGUGUCUUCAGAUGCUGCAGUAUUGCUCAUAGAUGAGGGACAGCCAUCUAUACCAGUGUUUGAUAAAAGUCUUCAGAUCAAGCAGAUUCAUGUGUUAGAAAAUCUGGAUCUGUUAAUCACUCGAGCAGAUAAAGGAAAAGACGCCCGUCUAUACGUAUUUCGAUUAAGUGCCAUCCGAAAAGGCUUAGAAGAUAAGCAAGCUAUGAAGAGCAAGUACGAUUGUAGAGACAAUAAACUUGAGAAAACAAAAGGCUGCCAUUUGUACGCUAUCAACACACAUCACAGCAGCGAGCUGAGGAUUGUAGUGGCCAUCAGGAACAAGCUCCUACUCAUCACAAGGAAGUUCCACCAGCUCAACAGCUUUAUAGGGCUAACUAUGUCCCCAAAUGCAACUGAGUCACCGGUGGAAGAAUUUCAGUAUAUCAGGGAGAUCUGUCUGUCUGAUCCUCCAGUGGUGAUGACUCUGGUGGAUGGACCAACUGGGGAGAACGACAACAUGAUCUGUGUUUCUUACCGACACCAGUUUGAUCUAGUGAACGAGAGCACUGGAGAGUCCUGUCGUCUGCAUCAUGUUGAUACUAGUAGGUCUGAUCUAGAGAAUAAGAACACUGGAGAGUCCUACCAUCUGCAUCAUGUUGAUGCUUGUAAGGAACGUAGUCACACAUGGUCUGGUCUAGAGAACAAGAGCACUGGAGAGUCCUACUGUCUGCAUCAUGUUGAUGUUGGUAAGGUACGUAGUCACACAUGGUCUGAUCUAGUGAACAAUAACACUGGAGAGUCUUACCGUCUGCAUCAUGUUGAUGCUAAUAUUUGCUACUACAAAAAGGUUUCACCUUUUAACGGAGGUUCCCCACGUAUCCCUUCAUCAGCAUCAGAUUUCCACUUUAGCUGGAACCAGGUCCCAAACGCUGUUGUUUGUGCAUUCCCAUACAUUCUUGCCUUCACCACUGAUUCAAUAGAAAUCCGACUGGUUGUGAACGGCAAUUUAGUUCAUACAGCAGUAGUACCAGAACUUCAACUUGUGGCAUCCAGGUCAGAUAUAUAUUUUAAAGCAACAUCAGCUGUGGGAUCCUCAUCUAACAGCAGUUCCAAGGACACCAGUUCCCACAGCUCGCCACAGACACCACCGGGUUUUGAUCUGCCAGUGUUUCCCUCUGCACCAGGAGAAGGUGAACUUCAAUACAAGAAUAUUUACAAGAUUCCCUUAAGCAAUCUGGUUGGCCGAAGUAUUGAGCGACCGUUAAAGUCACCACUGGUCCCCAAGGUCAUCACUACUCCAACUUCCAGCGGUAUUGCCUGCAUCCCUGUAACGCACUCGCUGUCACUGUCACAGAUGGAAAUAAAAGAAAUAGCGUGCAGGACCAGAAAGGAGUUGUUAGGUCUUUCUAGUGAGCCAACAACAAAAUCUGAUAGUUCACACAAACAAAAGAAACUUGCCAAAAAAACAGAGGAAGGAGACACUAAGCAGGACGUGGUACGGUCGUCUAGCACUGAUCGGAUAAACUCGAGCUCGUUUGAGAGUAAUUCUGAAGGUCAGCGUCAUUAUUCCACUAGCUCUGACCCUGACACUGUCAGUGUGGAGGAGAGCCUACCCUUUAACAGUACCCCCUUCCAGAUGGGCAUAUCAUUUGAUGAAGAUAUUGUUGAUUUAAAGUGACGACAAUCUUAGUAUCCCUUGUUCUCUUCUCC